AUGAUUUCCUUAAAGGUUGUUUCCUGCCUUCUACCUAAAUCAUGGAGUACCCUCUUGAGUGUAUGUGUUCUUGUCUUAACAACAGGAAAAAUAUGGCUUUUUCCAUGGAAUUGUGGGAUUUGUGUGGGGUUGACGCCCUGGUCUCUCUGCAGGAACAAGCACAUCAUGAUUGACUUGGGCACCGGCAACAACAACAAGAUUAACUGGGCCAUGGAGGACAAGCAGGAGAUGGUGGACAUCAUAGAGACUGUGUACCGCGGGGCACGCAAAGGCCGCGGCCUGGUCGUGUCUCCCAAGGACUACUCCACCAAAUACAGAUACUGAGCACAGGAGCCACAGUCUGCGGACAGACGUGGAGCUGCUUUCACAUGGAGACGUUUCAAAUUAUUUAAAGCCUUUGGAAAAGUACAUGAAGCUCAAGGGCCGGAGGAUCACCGAGAUAGGAUUGCAGGGCCUUAACUAGCUGAAAUAAACACGCCGUGAUAGCAGUCGUAAUUGUGCUUAAGAAACUUCAUGUAUAGAUGACUGAUUGUGGUAGUCAAAGUGAAUUCUUAUCUUUACCCUUGGAGUGAGAUUAAGGUGUUUACCCUAGGAGGCUCUUACAUUUCUU
Messenger RNA from Propithecus coquereli (Coquerel's sifaka), 610 nucleotides. It is a transcript of the gene TXNL4A, whose product is annotated as thioredoxin-like 4A. The record is from RefSeq and is a predicted model, not a curated record. Gene Ontology annotation, biological process: mRNA splicing, via spliceosome. NCBI's taxonomy places the organism in Eukaryota, Metazoa, Chordata, Mammalia, Primates, Indriidae. Bases 1 to 324 code for a protein of 107 amino acids. Gene Ontology annotation, cellular component: U4/U6 x U5 tri-snRNP complex; spliceosomal complex; U5 snRNP. The transcript is spliced from 2 exons.